UGGUUUAUCAGCUGCUUAUUUUACAUCUUUAUUUAUGCAAUACUAUUCAUAUUGCAGAUAUUGUACACAAAUUAUAUAUCAGGAGAGGUGUAACAUAUAUAUCAGAUCAAAAUGGCUCCAAAAACACCAUCCCGCGAUCUUAUUAAAAUAAUAAUCAAUAAUUUCGUUAAUUCCUUACGGCCUCGACAAAUAAAAGGAAAUUUUAUAGGAGAAGAUUAUUUCGGUAAUAAAUAUUAUGAAAUUCCUGCAAAUCCAUCAAUAGGAAAGAGGAAGCCUUCUCGAUAUUUUGUACCGACAGACAAAGAAGCAUUCGAUCAAGAGCUUACAGCUGAGUGGGAAGCAUGGCUACGUGGUCGGCGUAAUGAACCUCCUACUCGUGAAGAAUUAGUUAGGAAUUUAUCCAUAAUGGAAAUGAAGCAACGAAAUGCUGCAGAACUCGAAGCAACGUAUGGAGCAAAAGAUGAUACAGGACAAUUGUUGCCUAAGGAAAAGGAAACGAUCGGCACAUUCCCAAAGUAUAACGAGUAUGAAAUCAUACCAGGAAAAGACCCAGAAAAAAAAUAAUAAGCCAGAAAAUGUUUUACGAAAUUGAAUGUAAUUCAUAUGUAUAUAAAUUUAUUUAAAACUUAAA
Molecule: messenger RNA, 631 nt
Organism: Bactrocera tryoni
Lineage: Eukaryota; Metazoa; Arthropoda; Insecta; Diptera; Tephritidae
Product: NADH dehydrogenase [ubiquinone] 1 alpha subcomplex assembly factor 2
Exons: 1
Coding region: 112-564 (150 amino acids)
Biological process (GO): mitochondrial respiratory chain complex I assembly
Cellular component (GO): membrane
Source: RefSeq, a predicted model, not a curated record